This is a messenger RNA of Stylonychia lemnae, 1011 nucleotides long. The record is from the annotation of a GenBank genome assembly. NCBI's taxonomy places the organism in Eukaryota, Ciliophora, Spirotrichea, Sporadotrichida, Oxytrichidae.
AUGAUCUUGCUUAUAUUCGUACUAGGAGGCAUUACUAUUUUUGUUAUCAUCAUGAUCUUGAUUUCGUAUAUGUGGAAAAGAUUUAAAUCCAGUUCAACUACAACUCCUAUAACUCAAUUACCAGCUGAAUUCCACACUCCUAGAGAAAAUCCAAAUGAUGAAACAUAGAAAGUGCUAAUCGAUGAACCGAACUAAAAAUCUCAAGGCAAAACUCUCUCAAGCGCUAUUCCACAUUAGCAUGGCAAAACUGGGUUUUUACUUAAAAAGUUAGUGAAGGAAGAUUAGACUGCUCUCCCUGGACCAUUAUCAACAUUUAUUCUGGUAGAUGCAAAGAACUAGAUUCAUUCAAAAAGUCCGAGAUAAAAAACACCAAAUUUGAAUCGACAUGCAGAUGUUUAAUAUCUCGAUACUUUCUAGUUUUAGCUAAAACUCCAAUAGAAUGGCUCAGUUUCUGACUUUGAAAACUCAUCUUCACGUCCUGCUGAAUCUUCUGACAAUAAUCCAUAGAAUUCAACAUUUUAAUCGAAUAAUCUGAGAAUGGCAUUUGCAUCUAUGAUCAGAAAAUAAUAAGAAUAACCUCAUUAACAUUCUAAUCAUGAUUUGAAAAUGAAUAGUUAGAAUCAAAUUGUCGACUUUAAUACUAACAAGUUUGUAAGAAUCAUGAGACAGAAACUCUCCCAAGAGUUUGAUAAUCACUUGCAAGUAAAGCCUAAAUAGAAUUCUACAGCAAAUAUUAGCACAUAUUACAAAAGUAAAAAUGGAAGCAUAGCAAGCCAAUAAAUUGGGCAGAACAGAAAGAAUUUAUACCAUAAAAGUAUUGAUAAUACUGCUGCAAAAUCUCAUUCUAUACAUAGUAGCAUAGUUAAUGAUGAUGAAUUAGGUUUUAGAGGUUAGUAUGUUGACUUUUACAUAGCUCCCCUAGAUCAUAACAGAUUUAUGAUGCCUACAAACUCAAAUAAAAGGGGGUAUAAUUCAAAGCAUUUGCAAUUAAAGAAAAAUGUAAGAAGAUGA